GAGCAAACGGCUAGAACUCCUUCUUGAUCUAUGAAUUUUCUUGAGUGGUCUCUCGGAAACCCUCAGUGCUCGCACCGCGGAAAGGGGCGAUAUAAUUUUUCGAAGCCUCGCUUGGGAGGGGGGCGUGGUUGAAAAUGUACACAAAAGUUAGACGUCUGAGCUUAGGAUAGUUUCUAUUUCAUAUUAUUUCAUACGUGUAUUGUGUCAAUUCUAGAUACAAUAUAUACGUGCUGCACACUUAUUGUCUCUAUUCUAGAUAUACGUAUUGCCAAGGAAGAAGAAGAAGGACGUUUUAUCAAGUAUUGCACACCUUUCAGCAUGGCGUCCGGCAAGUGCGUGGCCCUGGUGACGGGCGGGGGGAGUGGCAUCGGGCGGGCCACGGCCGUCAGGUUCGCCGAGCUCGGCUACCACUGCGCCGUCGCCGACAUUGACGAGGCCAGUGCACGGGAGACGGUCGGCAUGCUGAAAACUCCAGGUCUAGCUGUGCAGGUAGAUGUCAGCAACACUGCCAGUGUCCAGGCGAUGGUUGAUACCACAGUCAAACAGUUUGGCCGUAUCGACUGCGCUUUCAACAACGCCGGCAUCGAGGGCGCUCGUGAGAAAAUCGUGGACUACCCAGAAGACAUGUUUGACAGGGUCAUGAACGUGAACUUGAAGGGGAUGUGGCUGUGCGUGAAGUACGAGGUCGCCCAGAUGCUCAAACAGGAGCGAGUCAUCAGCGACCCGGCAAAAUGGGCGGGCAAACCCGACCUGUGUCGUUUCCAAGGGCAACGCGGGAGCAUCGUCAACUCCAGUAGCAUCGCAGGACUCGACUCGAUGCCCGAGUUCACGCCGUACUGCGCGUCAAAGUGGGGGAUCAUCGGACUGACCAAGACAGUGGCACAGGAGUACGCUAAGGAUGGGAUCCGCGUGAACGCUGUGUGCCCUGGUACGACAGACACGCCCAUGCGGGGCCGGUUCGAGGCCCAGUGGCCAGACUGGCAGGCGAAGACGGAUGCUAGUUACCCCGUGGGCAGGGUCGCUGCACCAGAGGAGGUGGCCGAGGCUGUUGUCUGGCUGUGCAGUGAUGCCUGUCCAUUCACUACAGGGGAGUACCUGAACAUUGCUGGGGGCAGAUAGGAAUGAUGCUGCAAAAAGAUAGAAAAAAGAAUGCCCCCUCCCAAAAAUGGCAUGCUGUCCAUAAACUGGGCAGGGUAAAAGGAACAAGACACAAAAUGCACUGAGGGAGAUAGCCUCCCUUCUCUUACCAUUCAAAGUGAUAACAACAGAAUGAUUGACAAGCUUCUUGGGCCCACCUGCAGCCUGAAAUCUCUAGGCAAAUAUUCAUAUUAUAUGUAAAAUGUAGACUAAGUGGAGAUAAGAAUGUGCAGUGCAGAUAUUGUAGUGGUAUAGCCAUUAUGAUACUAAAUAGCAGAAUGGUCCCCAAACAGUGGAAAACAUAGCAAAUGAGGACAUGGCAAAUGAGGACUCGUUAAGCUUUGUUUUUACAAAGAUUGAACUUAAGCCUAGAUAGGGUAUUAGAUAAUAAUAAGCAACCUACAAUUUGCAUGCAGACUGAAAUUAGAAUGGCAGGAAUAUACAGAAAGCGGCAAAUAUAUGGUUUAUAUUUUUUUUGGAAAUAUGUUGCUUGUAGUAUUAUAUGAUGCUGGAGUUGUAGAGAUGUCACAUAUUAUUUGUUGUGACCCAUUUACAGCAUGUCUUUGUUGUGUAGCUGACAGCUGAGGUGUAUGCAUAUUUGCCAACAUUUGAUCCAGAAACAUGCAUUUUUAAAGAUGAAGUAGAAUUGCUUCUGUAUGCAUUUUGGGCUAGAACCAUGGAAGUAGGACAUAUCAGAAUCUCAGAAUGUGCCACACUGUUUUAAUGCCUUUGCACUCCCAAGUCCCAACCAAUGUAAUUACAGGAAUAUGUUGGUUUCAUGAGAAACCAUUUUAAGUUCAUAUAUAACAUGACCUAAGAAGCAAAGGAUUUCUAAAUCAAUAGAUAAACUAGCACUCCAUCUAUAUACAAUGUAAUAUAGAAACACUCAUAUAAUAUUUCAUACAGACAAUGUGUAAUUUCAGAAAUCUAGAUAUUACAGUAUAGUGAAAGGUCUGUGGUUACAAAAUACAGGUGUGAUUGAAUUGCAUACCCAAAUUUUAAAAUCUCAAGUGAACAAUUUUUGGGGCUGUUCAUUUUCUAUCAACAUAUCUGCUGUGCUCUGUCUCAACUUUCUCAUCGGCUCUGUCUUCAUCAGAAGUCUCUUCU
Messenger RNA from Branchiostoma floridae (Florida lancelet), 2244 nucleotides. Its product is annotated as 2,5-dichloro-2,5-cyclohexadiene-1,4-diol dehydrogenase-like. Gene Ontology annotation, molecular function: oxidoreductase activity. The record is from RefSeq and is a predicted model, not a curated record. NCBI's taxonomy places the organism in Eukaryota, Metazoa, Chordata, Leptocardii, Amphioxiformes, Branchiostomatidae. The coding region runs from base 319 to 1119 and encodes 266 amino acids. The transcript is spliced from 2 exons.